AUGCUUAAGGCGGUAUUCCUAUCUCUACUAGUGCUCGUCUCGAUCGUCUUCACUGCCUAUGCCGACAUGAGGGCUAAAAGAGCGAUCAAUCCGUUCCUCGACUCAAUGGGAAAGAGAGCUCUUAAUCCGUUUCUGGAUUCUAUUGGGAAGAGAGCAUCACAAUACCAGCCAUACUAUGGAUAUGAAAAGAGGUACUUCGACAGCUUGGCAGGUCAGUCUCUCGGGAAAAGGUCGAUUCAGACAUACGACGCCUAA
Necator americanus (New World hookworm) is the source of this 255-nucleotide messenger RNA. RefSeq lists its product as uncharacterized. The record is from RefSeq and is a predicted model, not a curated record. Bases 1 to 255 code for a protein of 84 amino acids. NCBI's taxonomy places the organism in Eukaryota, Metazoa, Nematoda, Chromadorea, Rhabditida, Ancylostomatidae. The transcript is spliced from 3 exons.